AUGGAUCCACAUAGCAGUAACGCACGAAAUGCAAAUUAUAUUGAAAUUGAAGAUGCUGAAGUCCAUGCCGUUCUUGAUGCUGCUGAGCAUUUGAUGAAUCCGACAUCAGAAAACCCCGUUAUAUUAGACGCUCAGACCAAUGAAAGAUUGUAUAUUCAUGAGGUAGCUUCAUCGUGUGUUCCCGUUAUAGGAAUGGAAUUCAGUUCCAUAGAGCAAGCAUAUGUUUUUUUAUCAGACAUAUGCCAAGAAGGCAGGGUUCUCUGCGCGAAAAGGAGGUAUAAUAUGGUUUGUGUACCCUUUACUGGUAUCGAUAACCACUGUCGGAAUGUGAUGCUUGGAGCCGGGUUGCUAGCAUCCGAAAGCAUUGAAUCAUACAAAUGGUUGUUACAAUCAUUUUUAGACUCAUUUGGUAAGCAACCGAAGGUGGUUGUCACUGAUCAGGACCCGGCGAUGAAACAAGCUAUUGAGGCAGUGUUCGAUAAGAGCAGGCACGGAUUAUGUAUGUGGCACAUAAUGAAAAAAGUUGCCGAUAAGGUUGGAUACAAGUUGUCUAACAAUGAAGACUUCAAAAGACGUAUGUGUGAUAUAGUGUGGAUUGAUUUGAUUGCUCCAGAAACGCUUGAGAGAGAAUGGAAAUUGAUAAUGAUUGAAUACGGUCUAACCGAGAAUAAAUGCAUUGACGAUAUGUUUGGCAUGAGAUCUUCAUGGAUUCCAGCUUUCUAUCGUCAUGAGCCUAUGUCUGGGCUCAUGCGGACCAUCUCCAGAUCAGAGAGCGAAAACCAUUUUUUCUGUCAGGUGGCGAAUUCUCAACUUACCCUUGUUGAGUUUUUUUAA
Helianthus annuus (common sunflower) is the source of this 834-nucleotide messenger RNA. Its product is annotated as protein FAR1-RELATED SEQUENCE 4-like. The transcript has 4 exons. The coding region runs from base 1 to 834 and encodes 277 amino acids. The record is from RefSeq and is a predicted model, not a curated record. NCBI's taxonomy places the organism in Eukaryota, Viridiplantae, Streptophyta, Magnoliopsida, Asterales, Asteraceae. Gene Ontology annotation, biological process: regulation of DNA-templated transcription.